This is a messenger RNA of Zophobas morio, 689 nucleotides long. RefSeq names its product gem-associated protein 8-like. The transcript has 3 exons. Gene Ontology annotation, cellular component: SMN complex. Lineage: Eukaryota; Metazoa; Arthropoda; Insecta; Coleoptera; Tenebrionidae. The record is from RefSeq and is a predicted model, not a curated record. Gene Ontology annotation, biological process: spliceosomal snRNP assembly. Bases 1 to 657 code for a protein of 218 amino acids.
AUGGUACCUAUGAAUAUGAAACGUUUUUGGGAGUUUGUGGCGCGCCAUAACUGUUGCAUUAUUGGUUGGGCGCAAGACCAAUCAAAAUUAGCCUUCUCGUCAAGGACGCCGGUGGAUCAGCUGUUGUUUCUGGUAAGGUGCCAAAGUAGGCUUGUGUUCUCAAAAAAACAGCGAAAAUUUUGUGUUAAAUGGAAAGUUUUGAAAAAAAUAGGGACCAGCAAAGUGGUUGAUGUUACCGACAUGGAGUGGUCGUCGUUUGUUCCAGCGAGCUCGAUAGAGGUCGCUGAGUGGCAUAAACACGAACAAAUCGCCUACUGGAAGUCGCGCGCUUUAAGCCUCGAAUAUGAAAACAAGAUGUUGCUGCAGCACAUCCGAAACGUCUACGCGAAACAAACAGAAGAUUACGCGAACUACUUGAAGGAUCAGGGGCACGAGCAGAUCGAAGAAGCGUCUCCAGUUGAAGAAAAAAGGGAAGAAACGAGGGAGCCUGUGGGAAAAAAACGCAGAGAAGAAAUGGAGCAGUUGUAUGGGGCUAAAGCUUCCAAAAUCAUGGGAAUGGAGACCGCGGUUCAGCUCAACUACGACUUGCAUUUGGAGGAUGCGGGCAAGCUGUCCCACUGGCCCCACACUCCGUUGAACCUAAGAUUCGAUGAUUAGUUAAGUUAAUAAAGUUUGGUAUUAAUUUUGCA